AUGCCGGUCAGGAGCUCCAAAUCCCCGCAGCGAGGUGCGCCGAGGAUCCGGCGCCGGGUCGCCGAGCUCCGGGAAGAGGACGUGAGUCUGAAGGGGGAGAAGGGCGAGGAGGAAGAGGAGGAAGAGGAGGAAGAGGAGGAGUUCCUGAGAGGGUUCUUCAGGACCGGCUCCGGACCGCCACCCGGACGGAUCUCCAGACCCACCGAAGGCUCCGACGAAGACUCCGAUGAAGACUCAGACGAAGGCUCCGACGAUGCCGUGAGAAAUUUUGGAAACGGGUGGAGAAGGUCAGAUGUUGACCCCGCAGACAUCGACCAAUCAGGGGGGUUCGACAGCAUCGGCGGUCUGGAGGAUCACAUCUCAGCCCUGAAGGAGAUGGUCUUGUUCCCAAUGCUCAACCCGGAAUUCUUUGUGAAGUUCAAGAUCCUGCCUCCCAGAGGGUGCCUGUUCUACGGACCUCCGGGAACGGGUAAGACGCUGCUCGCCCGUGCGCUGGCCAACGAGCUCAGCCGGUGCAGCAGGAAGGUGUCCUUCUUCAUGAGGAAGGGCGCCGACUGCCUCUGCAAGUGGGUGGGCGAGUCGGAGCAGCAGCUGCAGCUGCUGUUUGAGCAGGUGAGUCAAACCUCCCACCUGACCCACCGGAACCACCUGACCCACCGGACCCACCGGAGUGUGUGUGUGUGUGUGUGUGCAUGUCUUCAGGCCUACCAGCAGCGUCCGUCCAUCAUCUUCUUCGAUGAGAUCGACGGCCUGGCUCCGGAGCGAUCCAACAGACACGACCCGAUCCACAGCUCCAUCGUGACCACGCUGCUGGCUCUGAUGGACGGGCUGGACGGCCGAGGGGAGGUGGUCGUGAUCGGAGCGACGAACCGCCUGGACUCCAUCGACCCGGCGCUGCGGCGGCCCGGGCGCUUCGACCGGGAGUUCCUCUUCGGGCCGCCCGACAGAGAGUCCCGUAAAGAGAUUCUGAAGAUCUACACCGGGCUGUGGAGACCACGUCCAUCCGAAGAGCUCCUGGAGGAACUGGCCGGGAGAUGUGUCGGUUACUGCGGCGCCGACCUCCGGGGCCUGUGCACCGAGGCGGGGCUGUGCGCUCUGCGCCGCCGCUACCCGCAGAUCUACGCCACGACCCAGAAGCUCCGGCUGGACUGCUCCUCCAUCGUCGUCGGCCCUGGCGACUUCGCGGCGGCGAUGAAGAAGAUGCUGCCGGCCUCCGACCGCCGCGACCCCGGGCCCGCCGAAGCCCUGCACCCCGUGGUCCGCCCCCUGCUGGGCGGCGCCCUGCACCGCGCCCUGGAGGCUCUGCAGAGGCUGUUCCCGCACGCCGAGCAGGGGAGGAAGAGGAAGAGGGCGCCGGGUCGGACCUCUGGGACUCCUGACGGCGUCUUGAUGGACGGAGAGGACGAGGGCACGUCCAGCAUCUCCAGGAGCAGCAGCUUCUUUUCCAGCGGCGCGGCCAACCGGCCGACGUCCUGCCGUCCCCGGAUGCUCCUGGCCGGUCGCCCUGGUCACACCUCCCACCUGGCCCCAGCGCUCCUGCACGCUCUGGAGCGCUUCACGGUCCACAACCUGGACACGCCGGCGCUGUUCAGUGUCAGCAACACCUCCCCGGAGGAAGCCUGCCUCCAGGUGUUCCGCGCGGCCUGGCGGGCGCCUCCCAGCGUCCUCUACCUGCCCCACAUCCAGCAGUGGUGGGACUCCGUGGGUUCCUCGGUGAGGACCUCCUUCCUCGGCCUGCUGGGCAGCGUCCCCACCCUCUCCCCCGUCCUCCUCCUCGCCACCUGCAGCGUCCCCUACGACCAGCUGGACCCAGAGAUCCAGUCUCUGUUUCGGGAGGAGUGCGGGGAGGUUCACGCCGUCGGCGUUCCCACCCGGCAGGAGAGGGACGACUUCCUCCGGGACCUCAUCCUGAACCAGGCGGCCGAGGCUCCGCCCUCCACGAGAAGAGCCCAGACCCAGGGCAUGGAGGUCCUUCCCCUGGCUGCCCCCCGCCAGCUGACGGAGCAGGAACGCCUCCGUCUGGAGGAGCAGGAGGACAAAGUGCUGCAGGCUCUCCGCCUCUAUCUGCGCCACCUCACGGACCGCCUGGUUACGGACCGCCGCUUCCAGGUCUUCAAACGACCGGUCGACACCACGGAGGUCAUGGACUACCUGCAGGUCAUUCGCUCACCCAUGGACCUCUCCACGCUGCAGGCCAACGUCGACGCCAACCGCUACUCCACCUUGGCCGAGUUUGUGUUGGACGCAGACCUCAUCUGGAGGAACGCCCUGUCCUACAACCCCAACAUCAACCCCAUGGACCGUCGCAUCCGUCAGCGAGCACACGCCCUGAACGACACGAUGCACUUCUUCAUCAGAGACGAGCUGAGCGAAGACUUUGAGCGAAAAUGUGAGGACAUCAAAGCGUCGCGCGUCAGGAGAGCCUCUUCCUGUGGCACCGAGACCGACCCGGACUGCGACCACAGAAACAGCUCCGGACCUCCACAGCUUAACGACGGGCAGACGCUCGACGAGGAAACGCCGCUGGUCGUCGAUCGCAGCAAACUGAGGAACGUCCUCAGCAGAGCCGUGAAGAGAACGGAGGGCUGUGAGGUGGAGCCGCUGGAGAAGCUCCACGCUCAGCUGUCUCAGUGCGUCUACCGACUCCGCAACAACCGCAACAAGAACAAACUUGUUCAGGAAAUGGAGAAAGUAAUCGACAGCUUCCCUGGAUCUCCCACGUCAGAUCUCUCUAAAUAA
This is a messenger RNA of Cyclopterus lumpus (lumpfish), 2739 nucleotides long. Its product is annotated as ATPase family AAA domain-containing protein 2B-like. The transcript has 21 exons. Gene Ontology annotation, molecular function: ATP hydrolysis activity; ATP binding; chromatin binding. Gene Ontology annotation, cellular component: nucleus. NCBI's taxonomy places the organism in Eukaryota, Metazoa, Chordata, Actinopteri, Perciformes, Cyclopteridae. The coding region runs from base 1 to 2739 and encodes 912 amino acids. The record is from RefSeq and is a predicted model, not a curated record. Gene Ontology annotation, biological process: positive regulation of transcription by RNA polymerase II.